AUGCAAGAAUUCUCAAAUAUCUCAGCUCAAUUAAAGAAAUCAUUAUCAAAGGCACUAACCAUUUUCUACCCUAUUGGAGGUAGAAGAAGUGAUUGUUUCUCUGUUGAUUGCAACGAUGAGGGUGUAAUUUACAUAGAAGCCAUAGUGAAUAUCACCAUGGAAGAGUUCCUAAAACCACCCAAAUUAGAAUUGUUAAACCAAUUGCUUCCAUGUGAGCCUAACAAGUGCCACCCGCACGAAGAAGUCUUGCCUCAACUAUUAGUCCAAGUGAACCUUUUUCAGUGUGGAGGAAUAGCUAUUGGUUUGUGCAACCUUCAUAUAUUUCUAGACGCAUACUCUUGUAGUACAUUCUUGAAAACUUGGUCAACCAUUUGCAAAGGAUUAAAGGAAGAAAUAUCCAGGCCAGAUUUCUUUUCUGCUUCUACUUUCUUCCCUCCAAGAAACACCUUCGGUGUACGUGCUGGCGUUCUAAAUAUUAACAAAGGCUUAAACAUAGAAGCAAAGUGCGUCACAAGAAGAUUCUUGUUUGAUACCAAAGCUAUCAAUAAUCUAAAAGUCAUGGUAGAAAGCCACUCAAAACCAACACGAUAUCAAGUUGUAUCCUCAUUCAUAUGUAAACAUAUGAUUGUAUCGUGCACGAAGGAAUCUUAUGAUGACAAAAGGCCAAUAGUUGUUUUACAUGUUGUGGACAUGAGAAAAAGAAUGGGAAAGCCUUUUACAAAAGGUUCAAUUGGAAACUUAUUAUGGCCCGCAGUGGUGCUUAUUGAAGACGUAAAUAAAAGCACUAGUAUGGGAGAUUUGGUUAGGAUUUUGGAAGAAGAAAUUGGAAAGCUUACUAAGGAAUUUUUUUUGAAAGUGCAGAGUGAUCCUAAUUUUUUGUGGAGUGAUGAGUGUGCAGAACUAAUGCUAGAAAAGAUAGCAACCCAAAACCCAACAUCAUUUGUGUUCACAAGUUGGGCUAAUAUGGGAUUCAAAGAGCUUGAUUUUGGCUGGAGAAAGCCUUUUUGGUUGGCUCAAAGAGGAGGUACUAAAGAAACCAUUCCAAACACUGUAGUAUUGAUGGAAACCAAUGAGGGAAUAGAAGCAUGGGUUACAAUGGUAGAGAAACAUAUUGUUAAUUUAGAAAAUGAUAUAGCCUUCCUAAAAUCAACAUUACUUAAUCCUAGUGUCUUAAAUAAAUAA
This is a messenger RNA of Abrus precatorius (Indian licorice), 1182 nucleotides long. RefSeq names its product vinorine synthase-like. Bases 1 to 1182 code for a protein of 393 amino acids. NCBI's taxonomy places the organism in Eukaryota, Viridiplantae, Streptophyta, Magnoliopsida, Fabales, Fabaceae. The record is from RefSeq and is a predicted model, not a curated record. The transcript has a single exon.